Molecule: messenger RNA, 3678 nt
Organism: Closterium sp. Yama58-4
Lineage: Eukaryota; Viridiplantae; Streptophyta; Zygnematophyceae; Desmidiales; Closteriaceae
Source: the annotation of a GenBank genome assembly
AUGGCGCAAGUCACACUCAAUGACGAUGAUUGGCCGGCGAUCAAAGAGAUGAAGGCAUCUCUGACGUUUUCAGGGUGGGACACGUGGGUGCAGGGCAACGUGUGCACCGCCAUGACUGGUAUCACAUGUGAUUCCAGCGGCUAUGUCACCCGCAUCAAAGUGCUGGACUGCUCAGGCUCCCUGCCAGCAGCCAUUGGAGACCUCUUACAUCUCGACUACCUGUUCUGUGUGUCAGACAAUCUCACAGGACCCCUCCCAAAUUCCAUCUCCAAACUUAUCAACCUGAAAACGCUACUGCUGCCGUCAACAGGCAUAUCGGGGAGCAUUCCUAAGGAAUUAGGCAGCUUGAUCAGCCUGGAGUAUCUCAACUUGUAUGGAACAAGCAUCGAAGGCUUCAUCCCCACCUCCAUUGGUAGCCUCAACGCGCUCAAGAUUCUCAAUCUGGCAUACACGGGCCUGUCAGGGAGCCUACCGGAGGAGAUUGGCGGGUGUUCCGCCCUCUCAAUGCUCUCUCUGUCAUCCACUCCAAUCUCUGGAUCACUGCCCACGACCCUCAGCAAGCUCGUCAGCCUCACCCAGUUUGACUGCCAGAAGUGUGCGCUCUCAGGGGAAUUGCCUUCUACUAUGUCCUCCCUCGGCACUCUGCAGUACCUCAACCUGAACAUGAAUCAGCUGAGUGGGCACCUGCUUAAAGCACUUGAGGGCCUUACCAGCCUCCACACCCUCAAGCUAUCGAACAAUGCCCUCAGCGGGUCUUUGCCACGCGGCAUUAGUCGCCUCACUGCACUCACAUGGGCGGAGCUAUCGAGCAACGAGCUGAGUGGGACAAUACCUGAAGGCAUCGGUGCGCUCACCAACGUGCAGCAGCUUUCUUUGGACAACAACCAGCUCUCAGGCCCGCUGCCCAGCACCAUCAGUGACCUUGUCCGUCUCAAGGAGCUCUACCUAAGCUUCAACGAGUUUUUUGCGUCGCUCCCCUCGGAAAUCAGUGGCCUCACUGACCUGCAGAUACUGGUCAUGUCCAACUGUGAGCUGCUGGGCUCGCUGCCAUCGGAGCUUGGUAUGCUGCCCAGCCUCGGCUUCCUGGAUCUGAGCUUCAACUCCCUCUCUGGCUCGCUGCCCUUGUAUCUCGCCAAGCUCACCGGACUCGAUACCUUAGACCUGUCCCACAACCAGCUGUCAGGGUCAAUUCCUAAGGACCUCCUCCCCACCAACCUCAGACGCCUGGACCUGUGUUGCAAUGAGCUGUCAGGGACAAUCCCCAACACCAUAGGGGGGUUGCUGCAGCUGGAGCAUCUGGACCUGAGCUCCAACCGCUUCAGUGGCUCUAUACCCACUGAGAUGACGGAUCUCAUUCAACUCACCCUCCUCAACCUGCGCAGCAACCAGCUAACAGGCGCCGUGCUGCAGCCCAUCCCCCGCAACAUGCAGCACUACCAGCUCGACAACAACUACUUCUCCUCCGCCUUCCCCUCCCAGCCGCCCUGCUCUCCCGGCACCAUCAUAACCACGCGCAGCAACUGCGCGGUAGCAAAAGACGGCAGCCUUGCUCCCACCUUCUCGUGUCCGGAGGGGCUGAAGGACGCGCAGAGGCGGGUGGAGGUGUGCCGGGCGUUCUGCGGGCUGUCGAGUGAGAGCCUGCCGUGUGGCGGGCAUGGUGUUUGCUUCUUUGACGGGCCGAAUCGUGUGCCCACAUGCGCGUGUGACAGUGGAUACACGAACGGAGGUGUGCCGGGGUCGUGCGUUCCUGAUGAUGGCUCUCUCCCGUUCAUCAACACCACUUCAGACUCCUCCCCACCGACCACACUCUCCCUCAGCGGCUCCGCAUCCCUCCUCCCCUCCGCCUCCAUCCUCCUCUCACCAGCGCAGCCCACCAACUGGGGUGCUGCCUUCCUCCCCCAGCCCAUCCGCCUCUUCUCCUUCGCGCUCCUCUCCUCCUCCUCCUGCGGCCGCUCCCUCCCCUUCUCCCCUUCCUUCGCCUUCACCAUUGAUGCACCGUCUUCUUCUUCUGCUAAUGCAUUUGCCUCUCUCGCGUUCAUAGUCUCUGCGACCGGUGCCGUUGCCGGUGGCAGCAGCAGCAGCAGCAGCAGUGGGUCAUACCUGCCAGAGUCCGAGCGAAGCAUUGCAGUGGUGUUUGAUGCUGCGCCAGCAAGUGCCAGCAAGCCAAACGGCAUCGUCUCCAUCCAAGUCAAAACCUCCACUAGCAGCAGCGGCAGCAGCAGCAGUGGGUUCACCCCCAUAGCCACAACCACCGCCCCCACGCCUCUCAACGACGGUUCCCCAAAGUACGCCUGGAUUGACUACCGUCCCUCCUCUUCCUCCGCUGCCGCUGCUGCACCUGCCGCCGCCACCGCCGUCACUGCCACUGCUGCUGCAGCUACUGGCUCCCUGCGCGUCUUCCUCUCCUCCCGCCCCUCCCCGCGCCCGUCCAAGGCUGUGCUGUCAGCGCGCAUCUCCCUGUGCGCGCUGCUCAGCCCCACAGAGAGCGCCUCUGCUUUCUUCCUGGGCUUCGCUGCUGCCUCUGACAACCCCCCGCUCGAGCUCACGCUGCUGCAGUGGAGCAUUGCUGCAGGUCUCCAAAGCGUACCAGUCGACUCAGCCUUCCCACUGGGCCUGACCCUCUCAGGCGACUCCCUCUCCCCGCCCCACGUCAACCCCUUCUUCCGCUAUGCCAGCGCCGGCGUGCUGCCCCUGCGCCCCAAGGGGGACAUGCUGAGGAAGCUGUUUGGCAUCACGUGCAAGAGCGGCGUGCCGAUGGAUACUAGAAAGAAGGCCUUUCAGAUCAGCGGCUUUGAGCGCACGUCCUUCUACGGCUGGUUUGGGCUGCUGCUGGCCGUGCAGCGCCAGCCAGUGGUGGUGCACAUAGAGGCGUCCGCUGACUCAUUCAAGCAGUACGACGGGCUCCCCUCCCGCGCUUCUCUGUGUCCCUGUCUCUCGCUCUCUCUCUCUUCGUUUCUGUCCCUCCACAUCUCCGCAUCUGUCUGCCUCUGUGCCCCUGCUUCUCAUCCUCGCUCGCGCCAGCUGUCCAAGUACCAGGACCCAGCGUGCUUCACGUACAACCUGAACCACGUGGUGCUGCUGGUGGGGUACCGCCUGGUGGGGACAGAUGACACAGCCCCGCACAUGGCGCCGCCCUUCUGGAUCAUCCGCAACUCGUGGGGGGCGGACUGGGGCGAUGGGGGCCACAUGCGCAUGGACAUCCAGGGGGGGGAUGGCGUGUGCGGCAUCAACUCACUGCCAGGCCUCUACCCUGUUGUUAAGUCGCCACGCGACCCGUGCAACACGCAGGCGCGCAGGGGAGCGCUGGGGCCGGUGCUGAACCCGUGCGGCAACUUCACGUGCCGCGUGCAGGGCACCACCAACCGCUGCGACUGCACUGAUCCCCGCUUUGUUGAGGCGCUCAAUGCCGAUGGCUCACGCACCUGCGCCUAUGUGGACGUAUGCAGGGCAUCGUUCCGCAACCCAUGUGCGGUGGGCACGUGUGUGAAUGACGGGGCGGGGUCGUACUCGUGUGUGUGUCCACCGGGCUUCAGGCAGGGCACCACCAUCGAUGGCACCUUCUCCUGUGCUCCAGGUGACACCGACGGCACCUACACGGUUCUCUCCCUAGGCCUCACAUGUGCUGCCAUCCACCCCGUCUACGGCCUCACUCUACCGCAAUUCACCGCACAGAACCCG